Anopheles nili is the source of this 2138-nucleotide messenger RNA. It is a transcript of the gene Orc3, whose product is annotated as origin recognition complex subunit 3. Bases 1 to 2094 code for a protein of 697 amino acids. Gene Ontology annotation, molecular function: DNA replication origin binding. The record is from RefSeq and is a predicted model, not a curated record. NCBI's taxonomy places the organism in Eukaryota, Metazoa, Arthropoda, Insecta, Diptera, Culicidae. The transcript has 4 exons. Gene Ontology annotation, biological process: DNA replication initiation; DNA replication. Gene Ontology annotation, cellular component: nuclear pre-replicative complex; nuclear origin of replication recognition complex; DNA replication preinitiation complex.
AUGGAUGAGACGAAUUCAGUUUCAAAAGGUGUAUUUGUGUUUAAAAAUGGCCCAGUUCGAGCAAAAGGACGGCAAAAACCACAGCCGUGUUCCAGUUUUUUGGACAGGGGCAUUACUCGCCAACUAUGGUUUCGUAGUUAUAAAAAACAAUGGGAGCUGGUAGAGAGGAUGAUCUUAAAACAACAUGCCAGCAGCUAUGGACAAAUUCUAGGGGAUCUAUUGACUUUUAUUCAAAAAUGUCAUGAGCCAUUCGUGUAUGAAGGAGUUUUACCCACCGCAGCUUUACUAACCGGUAUCAACCAAAUCGAUCAUCUGUCUAGGUUUGGAAAGCUUGCUGAUAGUAUACGCAAUAACACCACCUCUAUUGCGGUUUUGUUACAUUCUCGAGAUGCAUCUAGUCUCAAACAUGCUAUCGAAGCUAUAGUAGAAAAUAUGUUACAAGACGAAUCUAAAGAUUGCACCGAAGAUAAUGUAAUCCGUAAAAACCAACUAAAUUUGGAUGUGCUACGAGCAUGGUAUAUGGAAAGGCACAAAAAACUGAAACGGAAACCAAAUCUUAUUGUUAUUUUGCCAGAUUUUGAACUGUUCAAUCCGACAGUACUGCAAGAUUUAAUUCUCGUUUUAGACUCAUAUGCCAAAUGGUUGCCGUUUGUGCUCAUAUUUGGUGUAGCUACUGCAGUAACAACGAUUCACAACGUUUUACCGUAUUAUGUUACAAGCAAAAUCAGCAUUAACAUUUUUCAAUCAGAACCAUCUCUUACAAAUUUGAACAACAUUUUUGACGAAGCAUUGUUUUCACCUCAUUGCCCGUUGCAUCUGUCGGGAAAAGUUUUUGAGCUACUAGUUAACAUUUUUCUUUUCUAUGAUUUUUCUAUUAAUGGGUUCAUUCAAGGUAUUAAAUACGCCUUUUUGGAACAUUAUUGUCGAAAAUCUAUUAAUGGUCUUUGUGCAUUUGUCAACGAUAAGAACGACAUCAUCGCUAUGGUGAAAGAGUUGUCCUCGUCGGAACUAGAACAAAUUCGUCAGCUUCCUUCGUUUCGUUCUUACGUGGAGUCGUUACAACAUCCGCAGGACGUUAUAGAUAUUCUAACUUGUGACGAUUAUAUGAAGCAAACUUUGCCCAAAAUGCUAAUUAAAGUACAUAAUUUUUGGUUUACUUUCCAUUGUGCCCUUGUGAUACUACAAUCACUCGUAGGCGAUCUUCCUAAGUCACCACUUGGGAAACAGCUUAGAGAAUUGUAUUCCGUUUGUAUUUCCUCCGAUGUAACUAAAUUACCUGAGUUUAGGGAUUGUAUACAAUUAAUAUCCUAUCUUUCAAAAGAGGACAUGUUGCAAAAGAUCAAAGAUGUGCUAGAGAAAGUGUUAAUGUUCGUAGAUCGAAAUGAUCAAUUGAGUAUUGAUGGAUGCAUAGUGUACGAAUUGACACCUUUAGAGGAAAUGGCAAAAGAUUUGAAUAUGCUAGCAGACGAAUUGUCCACGGCUAGCUACGAACAAAUCAUAAAUCCUGUUCAACAAGACAAACAAGAUUUGUUCUCCCCAAACAUGGGUAGACAAGAAUUACGUCAAAAGUUGCUAACGGCUGCCAAACAAGUGAAAAAUGAAACAGGAGUUACUAAAGCGAUUGGACGAAUAACUGAUUACUUUGUAAAACAUGUUUUCCAAAGAUAUCUCCGCCCAGCGAAUAAAAAUUGUGUAGCCCUUAUAGAAUUAUUCCUAUAUGACGAUAGUGCUUCGAUUAGACGACAUAUUAUUGGUGUUCCAAGGGCAGCCGUACAUACUGCUUUAAAUAAUCCUCAAUAUUACACGCAAUGUGAAUGUUGUAUUUUAGAUGAAUCAUGCAGCAUUGUUCCUAAAAUGCCUGAUCUUUCAAUUGCCUACAAGCUGCAUCGUGAGUGUGGUCGUAUGAUAAAUCUAUUUGACUGGCUUCAAGCAUUCCGAACUGUCAUCGAUGAUGUUAGAAUAGAUGGAGAAGAGCUGCAAGUGGACCCAAAAAUUCAGGCUAGAUUUACGCGAGCAGUGGCAGAGCUUCAAUUUUUAGGAUUCAUUAAAAUGUCAAAAACCAAAACAGAUCACGUCACAAGACUUACGUGGUAAAAUUAAAUAUUUGGUAUAUAGGAUGAAGAUUCAGUUUAAGUAUC